AUGCAUACAAAUACAGUGGAAGAGGAUGGAUACUCUAAUUUAAAUCACCUGCCACAACAUCCAGCCAGACACUACAUGUCCCUGAACAUCAACCAAGGGCGCUUUCUUCCCUUUGCUGUAUGGUGGCCAGCUAUCUUCACUUUGUUUGCGCUGUGCCUGGCCCUCACCAUAGGAACGAUCAUCCUAGGUCUCAGAGGUUCUACGGCUUCUGUAGAACAUACUGAAAACUUGCAAGGACUAAAGGAGAGAUUGUGCUUGACAGGCAACGGAAACAGUAAGUACGAUAAUGCAUGUGUUGUGUGCCCUGUAAACUGGAAAUGGGUUGGAGGCGACACAUGUUUCUACUUUUCAGAAAAGGAAGCCACAUGGCAGGAAAGUGAAGAGUUUUGCUUCUCCAAAAAUGCCACCCUUCUUAUGCUGAAAAACAAAAGCAAGUUGGUAUGCAUAUCUCAAAUAUCACAAAAACGAUCUUACUGGAUUGGAUUAUCAUACGGAGUUGAUGGUUGGUCUUGGAUAGAUGAUAUGAAACUUUCUACAAAGAGAAUGGACUGGAUUGAUUUGUCCUCUAAGCAAAACUGUGCUUACCUGUCUUAUCGCAAGUCAAGAGUUUACAGUGAGAAUUGUGAUGAGAAAUAUCCCUGGAUCUGUGAGAAGGCAUCAGUCCAACUGACCUAA
Opisthocomus hoazin is the source of this 675-nucleotide messenger RNA. The record is from RefSeq and is a predicted model, not a curated record. Lineage: Eukaryota; Metazoa; Chordata; Aves; Opisthocomiformes; Opisthocomidae.